AUGUCCGAAUCGUUCGCCGCGCUCCGCAGCCGCCGUACCGACGAGCUCGCCCGACUCGCCGACGAGCACCUGCAGCACGACCUCCAGCCCGAGGACCGCGAGACUCUCAAAGCCGCCGCCUCUAAAGUCUCUUUGUGGACGACAGUUGGGUCUGCGGUGGGUCUUGGGCUUGGGCUGUUCGCUGCGAUCCGGCUCCGAAGUACACGCAAGGCAUUUUUCGCAGCCGUGCGCGCGCAGGAGAAGCCUUCUAAGGUGAUGUUUGCUGAUGGACGGACCGAAUCUAUCCCCGAUCUCACACCGCUGCUGAAGCCCACAGCCCUGGGCGAUUUCGCGACAUACUUCUUUGCCUCGGCUGGUGGUUUGUUUCUGGGCGGAGAACUUGGGUUUGCUGCGGGAACUGCGAGUGGCAGUCGCAGCAUUACGGCUGAUCCCGAGAAGCGGAAGAGAAUCGAGAAUGCCUUUCGAGGGUUCCGUGCCGAUAUGCUGCGCAGAGAAGCAGAUGCGUUGGACAAGGGGGCUAAUGUCACGGACAAGAUGUUCUAA
Molecule: messenger RNA, 543 nt
Organism: Penicillium alfredii
Lineage: Eukaryota; Fungi; Ascomycota; Eurotiomycetes; Eurotiales; Aspergillaceae
Exons: 3
Coding region: 1-543 (180 amino acids)
Source: RefSeq, a predicted model, not a curated record